UUUCCAGCCUCGAGGUUCAGUACUAGUGAAAACUGUGUCCCCAUCAUCCGUCAGUUCUCUUGUGACACCUGACAGCUGUUUUCAGCCUUUCGUAUUCGAUGGAUUUGUUUCGUUAAAUGAGAAGGUCGAAAGCCGAAAACCUGUAAGAAUUCUCCGUGACACAGGAGGAUCUCAGUCCUUUAUAUUAUCAGAUAUUCUGGGUUUUUGUGCUGAUUCGGCAUGUAAUACCAGUGCGAUUGUGCAGGGUAUUGAAAUGGGUUUUGUGCCUGUUCCUCUCCAUCGAGUAUAUGUUUUUUCUGAUUUGGCAUCUGGGUGCUUUGAGGUUGCAGUUCGUCCUUCUUUACCGGUGAAAGGUGUGGAUUUUAUCAUGGGAAAUGACAUAGCUGGAGGUAAGGUAAUGCCGGUAGUACAAGUUGUUGAUGUCCCAUGCAAUGAUUCGCAGGCUGAUGCACUUGGUAAAAAUUUGCCGAAUGUGUUUAGUGCUGUUGUAACGCGAGCACAGGCGAAACAGGACAUUCACGAAAGUAAUACUCUUUGUGAUUCUGUCUUUUCACAGAUUUUGAAAACUGAUGUUCUUCCCGACUCUCCUGACUCGACUAAAACGACUUUAAAGGCAUCUGAUGGCUUUGAUCUUAGUUUGAUCUCUGAUUUGCCCAUCUCGCGUGAAAUUCUGAUCGAAGCUCAGCGAAAUGAUUUAUCAUUAGAAAAAUGUCGUGCGAGUGUUGAAAAUGACAAAAAGUCGCUGCGUAAUCACCAGUUCUACUGGAACGAUGAUGUGCUCAUGCGUAAAUGGAGUAGAUCUUUAAAUUCUGAGCAGCGAGACGAUUGGAAUGCGGUGCAUCAAAUUGUGGUACCUUCGAAAUUUCGAUCACAUGUUUUAAGUCUGGCUCAUGACCAUCCUUGGUCUGGACACCUAGGGAUAACUAAGACCUAUAACCGGGUGCUCCAGCAUUUUUUCUGGCCAGGGUUAAAGUCUGAUGUUGUGACACACUGUAAGACGUGUUACAUUUGUCAGGUUAGUGGAAAACCUAAUCAGAUUGUACCACCUGCUCCUCUGUGUCCUAUUCCUGCCGUUGGAGAACCAUUCGAGCGCGUUCUAGUUGACUGUGUGGGUCCAUUUCCUCGGGCUAAGUCUGGUUGUCAAUAUUUGUUGACAAUCAUGUGCGCGGCUACCCGGUUUCCAGAAGCCAUUCCGUUACGCAACAUAACGGCUAAGACAGUAACUAAAGCCUUAACUAAAUUCUUUACAACAUUCGGUUUGCCGAAAACUGUCCAAACUGAUCAGGGUUCGAAUUUUGUGUCUCGUAUCUUCCGUGCCUCGUUAAAGGCUCUUGGCGUUUCUCACGUAGUAUCAAGCGCCUAUCAUCCCGAGUCGCAAGGUGCUUUAGAGAGGUGGCACCAAACAUUAAAAUCUGCACUGAGAAAGUACUGUACAGAGACUGGGAAUGAGUGGGAUGAUGGAGUUCCUUUGGUGUUAUUCGCGGUACGUGAGGCGCGGCAGGACUCGCUUGGGUUUAGCCCGUCAGAGCUUGUGUUUGGACAUAAUGUCCGUGGUCCUUUGAAAAUGUUAAAGGAAGAAUUUCUCGGUAACAGUUCGUCUGUGAAGACCAACGUCCUUGAUUUUGUAUCACGUACUCGCGAACGUUUGCACAAUGCUUGUGCUGUGGCGAAGGAAGCACUUUCUCUGUCACAAACGAAAAUGAAAAAACAUUUUGAUAGGAAAGCAGUUAUGCGUAAUUUUUUGCCAGGUGAAAAAGUUUUGGUGUUGCUUCCUAUUCCUGGAUCUUCUCUCUCUGCGCGUUUCUCUGGUCCUUACGUGAUAAAAAGUAAGUGGAAUGAAACUGAUUAUAUCUUACACACGCCAGAACGGAGGCGAAAAACUCGUUUAUGUCACAUAAACAUGUUGAAACCAUAUUUUUGUGUCGAACCAAAAGAGAACCCUGAGAAUUUGGUUAGUGAAUCGGUGACUAAAGGAAAUACUGAGCGCGUUUCAUUGUUGGCUUAUGCUUUGCCUGCCGAUACUGCGGACGAUGGGUUGAAUGUAUCCAUGGAAGCUUUAGGAGGAGGAUGUUUUGAAAACUCUAAGAUUUUAUCUUUGCUUCCUGAGCAACUAUCCUAUCUAUCGCCUGAACAGCGAGAGGACGUAAUGAAGUUGAUAGACAGUUUCCCGUGUUUGUUCAAUGACGUUCCUCCGGGUACUAAUGUCAUUCAGCAUGACAUUGAGGUCGGUAGCGCAUUACCGAUCAAGCAACACGCUUAUCGUUGCCCAAUGAGUCUGAGAGAAGCCAUGAAAAGUGAGGUUAAGUACUUAUUGCAGAAUGGUUUCGCUGUCCCGAGUAAUAGUCCAUGGAGCUCACCGUGUGUUCUGGUACCGAAGGCUGAUGGGUCUUUACGUUUCUGCACUGAUUUUAGAAAGGGAAGCAGGUGGGAAACGGUAAGGUACGGCCAUUGGACGGAAAAGUGACUGCUGUCCUCAGUUACCCAGUGCCUACUACGAGGAGAGAACUACGUAGAUUCCUGGGGAUGGUUGGGUACUACCGGUGUUUUUGCAAAAAUUUCUCGAGUGUGGUUGCUCCUUUAACGAAGUUGUGUAGUCCUAAAGUUUGUUUUGACUGGACUAAUGAGUGCCAGCAGGCAUUUCUUUCUGCUAAAUCUCUUCUUUGUAGUGCACCUGUGCUGUCUGCUCCAGAUGUGACUCGUCCAUUCCAGCUUGAGGUCGACGCUAGUGCGGUUGGAGUGGGAGCUGUCUUGCUGCAGGAGGGUGCUGAUGAAAUAGGCCACCCCGUAUCGUACUUUUCAGCUAAGUUUAACAGUCAUCAGUUGAAUUAUUCAACGAUUGAAAAAGAAACUUUAGCUAUGUUGUUAGCCUUACAACAUUUUAAUGUUUAUGUGGGGUCUAGUUCUUCUCCGAUCGUUGUUUAUACGGAUCACAAUCCGCUGGUUUUUCUGGGUAAAAUGUACAACCAUAAUCAACGAUUGAUGCGUUGGGCUUUAAUGGUCCAGCCGUAUCAUUUAGAGAUCCGUCAUAAAAAAGGAUCUGAUAACGUGGUAGCAGAUGCGUUGUCUCGUGGAUUGAGUUAAGCUCUGGUUCUAUGCAGAAUCAGUUUUCUUUUCCCCUUCUAAGGAGGGAAAGAAGAGGAAAAAAAAAAGUCUGAUUCUUCCUUUAGGGGGAGAAGUGUUACGGCCUCAGCCUUAUGGGUGUUGCCUAUGUAUUUGUGUGUGUAUGUUUGUCUUGUAAUCUAAUUAAUGUCUCUUCUUAAGUGUAGGCUCCUCCCUUGCGCACCUGUGGUUCGUUGCUCUGAUGGCUCGUGCUGAGCAUAUAAGCGGUGUGUGCAGGAGUGUGAGACACGCAGCGGUGAAACUCCGUGCGCGUCAUGACCAUCUAAACAUUCGAUCAGCUUCAACUCAAGCCUGUGUUCUUUGUAUUGUGCCACUAUUCUGUUUUAUUUUGUUAGUGUUUGGUAUGUCUAGUGUAGAGAAAAUGUGAGUUUUCUGUGGGAAGAGUGAGAACAUGAGAGACGUGAGAUUGUGCAGUCAUUUAUUAGUAUAAAUAAAUGUUUUAAACUGC
Messenger RNA from Pimephales promelas (fathead minnow), 3568 nucleotides. The record is from RefSeq and is a predicted model, not a curated record. Lineage: Eukaryota; Metazoa; Chordata; Actinopteri; Cypriniformes; Leuciscidae.